AUGCAGUGCACCGGUACAAACUGCAUCACAACAAGCAAUUUUGGUCCUGGUCCCUUGACACAGGCGUUGCACCGUGCUUGGGCGCUGGUUGCUCUGCGUUUCUCCGGAUUGCGAACGAAGGCUGAAAAAAUGGGUCUUCUCGACGCCGUCAAGUGGAAGUGA
Molecule: messenger RNA, 162 nt
Organism: Phytophthora nicotianae INRA-310
Lineage: Eukaryota; Oomycota; Peronosporomycetes; Peronosporales; Peronosporaceae
Exons: 1
Coding region: 1-162 (53 amino acids)
Source: RefSeq, a predicted model, not a curated record